AUGGCGCGCUACAAGGUGAUCAUCGUUGUACUCAACGAGACCCGGUUUUCCGAGCAAAGCCAACUGGACGAGGUGGGUGCCGGCGACAAUUUCUUCUGGAGCUGAUUGUCCUUGGUGAAUUCAACAUCCGUGUCGGCACAGACCAUGCUGUCUGGAGAUGAGUGCCAGGUCCCCAUGGUCUCGUCGGCUCGAAUGGCAAUGGCCUGCAUCAAGGAGAAGUCUCGCAGGAUCCCAAGCACGCGACAAUAGUCCAUCUCUACGAGCAGAAAUGUAGUUGCCAGCUCUCUAACAACCAUCGGGGCAUCUCAUUGUUGAAAAUCACCGGGAAGAUUUUCGCUCGCAUCCUUCUCAACCGCCUGAACAAUCAUACGGGACAGGGUCUGCUGCCGGAAAGUCAGUGAGGUUUCCGCCCUCAUCGUGGAACCACGGACGUGAGCUUCGCCGCCCGUCAACUGCAGGGGGAGUGUCAGGAGAUGCGAACGCACCUCUACUCUGCCUUCAUGGAUCUGAGAAAAGCCGUCAACAUGGUGAAGCGCCGAGGAAAAUCAUACGUAAAUUCGGCUAUCGCGAGCAAUUCACUGAGAUGGUGCGUUAGCUCCACGAUGGCAUGAUGGCGCCUGCUGAUCAACCUGACAAACUGGGAAGACCUCCUUCUCCUUCUCCUCCAUCACCACCUCAAAGUAUGCCGCUGUGGGGUCUGCCAUGCCCAUCAACACUACACACAGUUCUGACAUACCAUCAAACACCAACACCACCACCGUCAACACCAGUGAUGACGGCCUGGUAUAUACCUGUCCUCAAUGCGAUCGCACCUUCAACUCACUCAUCGGCUUGGUCGGUCAAUUGCCAAUCAUCGCACGGUGACUGGCGAACCAGUGUCUGGAGCACCAAUUUACACUGGCCGCAUCCGCCUCCACUGUCCACAUUGCACUCUCACAUUUAUUCACCGCAUGGAUCUAUUAGGCCACAUGCGCGUCCACAAAAACCUGUGGUCGAAAACCGUCGGCUGCACCACACCAUCACAUCCUCCCUCACCAGCAUCUCACGGCAUAGCAACAUCAUCCACCACAAGCACCCAACUGCCACCUCCCACGAAAGUGGAAAUUCUUCGUCACAGUUCCGUCUCCAUGCGGCUCCUCUGCUGCAUGUGUGAUCGGAGUCUGGGACGAAGACGGUGUGUCAAGCACCGUGACUCGCAAGGCAGCCGACUGACCCCUCAGCUCAUUCAACACAGUCUGCCCAGUUUGCGUGUGUUGUUUGGAGUGGAGAAGAACUGGUGGGCUGAGAGGCAGGCUGUCACGGUCCAUUCUCAAUCCAUCUGUGACACUCAUGCAUGCGAGGAGAGUGUUCGGUUAUGUACGUGUGCUUUUUGGGUAGUUACUCUCAGUCGACGACUGCUGGGUUACCCAUCCUUGAAGGGUGACGGCUCAGGCUAAAUGCUGGGUCAUGAGUCGCCCUUCUAGGUCAAAAGGUCUGAAGGCGUGUGCUAUGCCAGUAUCGCAGCCUAGUAUGUGCUGGCAAUCCCCUGACACCUGGAUCCUUGCCGGUGGAUGCGCUUGCGCUCCUGCUGGGUACAGAGGUGGUGGGCAUGGCUGUCAGUCACGGUUAUCCUUCUGACCCCUGCUGGGGUGUUGUUGUUGUUUGUGAAAAAUCCUGGUGAAGUGCAUGUUGUGGGGGUGUGGUGGCACGUCCAGGUGCGGGUCCAGCCGUACCAGCCAUCUACGCCCUCCCCCACCUCUGGUCUUCUUACUUCUUGUUGACUCCGGGUUCGGGCGUGAGAAGAGGAGAGAGUGCGGCCGAUGAUGCGCGAGUCCACUAUCACAACAAACUAAUUCAUGCACAAGUCACCAUGCCUGCUGCACUUUACUGUGUAUCACACGGUGGACAUCGUUGGAAUCGACGGUCGAAGUUCUUUAUGAGUAUUGCCUCCCAGUCGAUUACUGACUGGCUACCGGGCCCUCGGAGGGUGACGGACUAGGUUAAAUGCAGAGCUGUCUCUCACCCUUGUGGUCAUUAAGGACUGUGUGCGUAUGCUAUUCCACGCCUCGGCAAACCAUGGCUCUGGCAGCCUUGUGUGUGCUGACAGUUCCCAUGCACCUAGUUCGCCGCCGAUAGAUGCGCUUGCACUCCCGCUGGGUAUACAGGUCUCGUGCAUGGUUGCUCGCUCAUCCUCCUCUUUCUGACUCGUCAUUGCUUUUGGUUAAAAUGCUGGUUAAGUGCUUUUGUGGAGCAGGGGGUGUGGUGGUACGCCUAGGUGCGAUUCCGAUCGUAUCAGCCACCUGCGUGCUCCCCCGCCUUCGGUCUUCUUGACUAUGUCCAGACACCGAGCGCAGGCUGGAGAGGAGGCGAGAAUGCGCUAGAUGCUCUGGCACUAGUCCACUGGCACUAUAAACCAACUCUCGCACAAGUCACCGUGCCUGCUGUCAUCUUGCUGUGGAGCACACGGAGGACAUCGUCGGCAACGACGAUCGAACAGCAAGAAACAACACGAAACAAAGGGCCGGCUGGGGUGGGGGUUUCAAAUCAACCCGUGGGUUUCAAUAUUUUGCCUUUCUAAUACUACCUAAAUUGAUGGUUGAAUAAACUUCCAUAUGUAUACGAGAUCUUUGAAACUGUCCCACCCUGUUUCUCCUCUAGAUUUAUCCAGGGAAAUUUUGUGGUUCAGCACAGGCCGCGAAGUGUUUGGCAAAAUGAAAAGGUUUUAAAUUAAGUAUUCUGAUUUCGUCUGCACCCCCUUGAAGGGAAAUAAACUGUUCGUUGAGCUUCUAAUUUGAGUAGUAAUACAGUCAGCAUCGUGGGAGGGCACAGCCGAAGACUGUUCCCAACGCCAGGGUCGGUGGGUCUGAUGGUCGAACGAUCAUCACACCAACAUCCAACACUCAUGAUGAAAUUGCAGCAAGUAACGCCACCAAACAGUCAUCACACCAAGUGCAACAAUGCUCGCCCGCGCCCUCCCCACGUGACUGAUUCUCCUGCUGCGAUUUUCCCUGGGCUGGAGAAUCAGUUACGUGGGGAGGGCGCGGACGAGCAAUUAUCACAGUGACAGGGAGCCAGUUAGCCGAACAAUCGUCACACCAGCAUCCAGCACGGAUGACGAAAUCACGGCCAUUAACGACUCGGACUCGGACCGACAAGCCACCACCGCAUCAAUUACGACCCCAGCGGUGAUUGGGUGAGCUGUUAAUUACAGUGCGCAUACGGUCCAACUGCAGUCACGUGCUAUAAAUACUGUCCUCCUUGUGCCACCAUCACCUUUUAUCUGCGAAUUUCUCUGAUGAUAGAUUCGAGUGAGAAUCCGAAACGUCAGGCCAAUAAAUUUCUUGUUCCAGUGAUCGCAUCUUCAUCUUCUGAAUCGUUACGGUCCCCACUUCAGCACCAAUUUGAAGAUGUAAAGGGCAGUCAUCCUACUGACCCUACUGUAUGGAUCGGCGACUUGGACGGUACUGACCCUACUGUAUGGAUCGGUGACUUGGACGGUGUACAAGAAACAGGCACGUAGACUCAACCACUUCCACCCCAGCUGCCCCUGACGGAUAGUGAAGCUGAGGUGGCAGGACCGGAUCCCGGACACUGACGUACUGGAACAGACGGGAAUUCUCAGUAUCUACGCCAUGCUGAGGCAACUGCAACUGCACUGGAGCGGCCAUCUGGUGCGCAUGGACGAUGAGCAUUUACCCAAACGGCACUUCUACGGAGAUGUCGCCACGGGUUGCCGCCGACGAGGUGAUCAUAUCUGACGCUACAAAAAUUUCCUGAAGGUUCCUCUGAAGCGCCUAGAGAUCAACCCGGCCAAUUUGGACGACAUCGCCUGGGUCCGACCGACCUGGAGGAGAACAGUGAAGACAGGCGCAGCAAUCUACGAAGCCAACCGCAUGAUCGCCGCCCAAUCCAAACUUAACGGUCCCCAUCUCGCAACGCCAACGCUCGACCGCCCUCGAUCUGCUCACUACGUCAGUGGAUAUUCCGGACACUAAUCGGACUUGCUGGACAUCUUCAAACAAACUGCAGCACCCGGAUGGCACCACCCGAUAUUCUCCCGCCCAUGUCUGCCUCGCCCUCCACGCAGACUACUAACACUGACUGUGCUCAUGAAACCCCGAUAACAUCCUCCGCCGCCCCAACAUCCUCUGCAGUGGAUACUGUAUCCAUCACCACUGCACACAAUCCUGACACACCGACAAACAUUAAAUGUAACAGAAGAAGAAGAAGAAGAAGAAGAAGAAGAAGAAGAAGAAGAAGAAGAAGAAGAAGAAGAAGAAGAAGAAGAAGCGAUCGCUGGGACAGGGGGUUUAUUCGCCUGACGUUUCGGAUUCUCACUUGAACCCAUCAUCAGAGACAGAGGCAGAAAAUGUUGACUCAUGCACAUGCCCAAGUCCUUCAGCUCCUAAGGUCCUGUCUCAAGGCGUACUUCAUGUUUGACGGAACAAUCUACGAACAAGUGAAGGGAACACCAAUGGGCUCGCCGAUUUCGGGAUUCAUCGCCGAGGCGGUCCUACAACGGUUAGAGUCGCUGGUCUUCCAACACGACCGACCGAAAUUCUUGGCUCGGUAUGUUGACGAUACCUUCGUCGUCAUCGAACGGGAUCAGAUGCUAACGUUCAAAGAACGUCUCAACAGCGUCUUCCCGGACAUAAAAUUUACGAUGAAGGAUGAAGAGAACAGUCAGUUGGCCUAA
Molecule: messenger RNA, 4675 nt
Organism: Spirometra erinaceieuropaei
Lineage: Eukaryota; Metazoa; Platyhelminthes; Cestoda; Diphyllobothriidea; Diphyllobothriidae
Source: the annotation of a GenBank genome assembly